Paramuricea clavata is the source of this 3305-nucleotide messenger RNA. The record is from the annotation of a GenBank genome assembly. NCBI's taxonomy places the organism in Eukaryota, Metazoa, Cnidaria, Anthozoa, Malacalcyonacea, Plexauridae.
UUUCGUGCGCAAACCAUUUUUAUUUUGUUGGAAAAGACACAUCCCCCUGGUUUACAAAAUUUGAGUUCGAGAAAUUUUUUUAUUAUUCUACAUUACAAGUACCACCCAAAGAAACUAUAUAUAUAAAAAACUGGAUACUAACAGAUGUUUUGCGAAAUUGAGAGCAAUUUCAAAUCUGUUCAGUUUUUUUUUAUACACCCUGUAUAGACGCAAUCGUACCACAAUAUUGGACCUAACAUGACGUACCAAACUCGCGCACGAGAGAAGACCGGAAGUUGACAAUUUCUGUCAAUCUGUGGAAUUCUGUGCUCGAAUUAUUGACAAACACGUACUGUUUGUUUUUGAUUAACUUUACAGUUUGCUUCUGAUCUUUGUGUCAUUUUUGUAUUAAAUCUAUAAAUUUUGUGAGGUUUAUUCAUGGCUACAGAUAAUAACAACGAUGGGCCUCCUCCAAUUGAACCUGUACAAAAGACAAUUUUAAAGAAUGAAACUCCAGCAUUUGUGUCCACGGCCGCCAGUAAUGGUAGGGAAAUUCGUUUUUUCAUACACAAAAGGCUAUCAGCUUAUGUUGUUGAUAUCUUUUGAAUCACGGCAAUAGUUUGGUGUUGCUGUCCAAUUGUACUACAGUUUCAUUGAUAUAGGAAAUAUUACUGAUUAUUAGAAUUGACGUCAUCAUAAUCGUGACUGUCAAACGUAGUUUCUAAACCAUUAUAGGGCCUGUUCAUAUGGGCAAAAGUUAUCCCGGUUAGGGCCUGUUCAUAUGGGCAAAAGUUAUCCCGGUUAACGAGAGAACUUUUCGACUAGCAAAUACUUUUGUUCUGUUCAUAUGGAGAAAUAUUAUCCCACUUACCGGGAAAAGUUUCCGGCUGUGACAUAGCACUGAACAUCAAUUGAAUUGAAAAGUUGCUGACACAACAAAAAGUUAUCCCGCUAAGCGGGAAAGUUGUGUUCAUAUGGGGAAAACAUUAUCCCGGUCACCGAGAUCUCGGCUGUCAACAAGCGAGAUCUCGGUACACGGGAAAACCUUUCGUCUCAUAUGAACGCAAUGUAACUUUUCAUAUUAUUUUCGUAACAAGGCGAGAUCUCGCUCGUAAACUUGUCGAAAAGUUUUCUCGCUAACCGGGAUAACUUCUGCCCAUAUGAACAGGCCCUUAGAUAGAAAAAGUUUCGACUAGCCAAAUACUUUCGUUCUGUUCAUCUGGAGAAACGUUAUCCCGCUUACCGGGUAAAGUUUCCGGCUGUGACAUAACACUGAACAUCAAUUGAAUUGAAAAGUUGCUGGCACAACAGAAAGUUAUCCCGCUAAGUGGGAAAGUUGUGUUCACCGAGACCUCGACUGUCAACAAGUGAGAUCUCAGUAAACAGGAAAACAUUUUGUCUCAAUUAUAAAAACAGUGUAACUUUUCAUAUUAUUUUCAUAACAAGGCAAGAUCUGGCUUGUAAACUUGUUGAAAUGUUUUUUCUCGCUAACCGAGAUAACUUUUGUCCAUAUGAACAGGCCCUUAGUGAAAUUCAGAUUUUACUUCUGCCAUUUACUGCUACCAUUAAGGGUCCAUUAGCUAAUCAGAUGCAUUUAAUAUAUCCGAUUAACCAAUGAGAUGCAUUAAGAGAACUAGGCAAUUUGUUUGUUGAUUGUCAUUGAUGUAUGAGUCAAUUUGACAUUGACCCAAGUUGAGCUCAGUAUAGGUUGGAGUUUGAUGCAGAUUUAAUAUUUCAAUAAUUUCACCCGGCUGACUGUUUGAACCGCAGUUGCAAAUGUAGACCAGCUCAAAAACAAUAAAAUUUGGCUCUUUGGUAUUUUUCUGGCUGACAAUUUAAACAAUGUGCAUGUUGGCUCUGUUUUUAGCCCACACUGCAUGUCAUUUAAUUAAUCCAUUUCUUUUGUAUAUUAAUUAAGUUGAAUGUAUUGCAGGUUGAUUUAAGUUGUACAUAAUGUACAAGACAUGGGGUGAAUAAAUGCCCAUGAUUGUUGUUUAACCCAUUGGGUGGCAGCACUCUCCCCCAGUAAAAUAAUAAAGUAGUGUGCAUUAGUGCUGUGCAAACUCCGGUUUUUCAUCUCCGGCUCCGGCCGAAUUACAGCUCUGAGCUCCGGCUCCGGCCACAUUAUAAAAUAUUAAAUAAAUGUUUUACGAUCCGGCAGAGAACAUUUAUUAAUAUUAUUAUAAAUAACCCUUUUCGCACUUCCUAAUUAUCAGAUAACAUAACUCAGGAAACAAAACAGUGAAAACACGCAGAAAAUAUCUAUAUGGAAACCAGCCUCGAAAAAUCUUUGACACGAGGCAUGACGCUAACACUCUCAGACUCCACAGCGCAAUUGUUCGCACGCAAACAAAGUACUCUGUCAUUUUCAAAAGGUUGAUAUUUAUUUGUUUUGUACCGGAGCUCCGGCAGAACUCCGGCUCCGGCAACUCCGGCGCACAGCACUAGUGUGCAUCUGGGCCGCAUUGCCACUUAAAGGGUUAACAGGGUGCAUGGACAGAUAUGUGAUUAACCCAUUGAGUGGCAAUGCUCUCCCCCUGACCAGUAAAAUAGUCUGGCAUUCGACAAAGUAAAAUAAUAAGUAGGGCGCAUCUGGAUGCAUAUUUGCCAUUUAAAGGGUUAAUUAACCCAUUGAGUGCCAAUGCUCUUGCCUUGAUGUGUAACAUCAUCUGGCAUUAGAUAGAGUAAAAUAAUAAAGUAGGGUGCAAUUGAUGCAAUUUAAUAGUAAUUUAUUUAAUACCAGUACUUAUAAAUAUAAAUGGUACUAGAUUAAAGGGCCAAAUGCUCUAUAAUCAUGUUGCCACCAUAAUGUAUGUUGAAUUAAUGUUAUUAACCCCUUUGACAUUAUCUAGCAAUAAUAUCCUAUAGUUAACCCAUGCACAGCUGCAACAAGUGAAAUAAUUGUACCUGCCAUUUGAAACAUCUAUGCUACGUCAUUGCUUGCAAUAUUUUUAUUUCUGCAGACAUACAGUAUAUGCUUGACCAAGAGACAGAUUAGCACCAGUUCCUUAUAAAAUCUGAAUGCAGAUUGGGUAAAUGCUAUCCUGUGCACUUGGAUGUGAAAAAGGGAUAGGGAUACUAUAGAGGGUUAAGAAUGAAUUAAAUUAAUUUAAUAUUAGACAAAUAGACAAUGCUCAAUGACAAAAUAUUGAAAUGUAACAUGGAUUAACUUUGCAGUUCUGCUGUUCUUGGAGAAAUAUGGUUGGUUUGUGCUAUUUGGCAUUGUCGCUGCUAUUUUUAUUUGGAGUAAAUUGAAACCUUACUGGAGGAAGUGGAAAGAAAAGCGAGAUAAGAGAAUUGAAGAAGAAAACAUAGGUAAAGCGUAA